Formica exsecta is the source of this 7461-nucleotide messenger RNA. Its product is annotated as serine-rich adhesin for platelets-like. NCBI's taxonomy places the organism in Eukaryota, Metazoa, Arthropoda, Insecta, Hymenoptera, Formicidae. Gene Ontology annotation, biological process: protein phosphorylation; multicellular organism development; positive regulation of kinase activity. Gene Ontology annotation, cellular component: signaling receptor complex. The coding region runs from base 564 to 5756 and encodes 1730 amino acids. Gene Ontology annotation, molecular function: ATP binding; transmembrane receptor protein tyrosine kinase activity. The record is from RefSeq and is a predicted model, not a curated record. The transcript is spliced from 9 exons.
UGCGCGGCUCACGUGACAGUCGACCGCGCGCGUGGUUAUUUCGGCGAGCGCCCGAAAGAUGUCGCGGUUUGAUCGCGCGGCGGCGGCUGGCUUCAAACACCUGACGGCGGCGUAGCAGUGCGGCAUGGACUGGUGCGGUGGGUGCACACUUCUCUCAAAACAAGUAGCACGAGCUACCGGUUGACAGCGACGGCAAUUCCCCUCCCUUCCCGUCAACCCUUCCUGCCCUCGUCACUGUCGUUCGCGCGUUCGAAAUAUAACAGUGCCGAUUACAAGUAACGCGUACGCGAUCAUCUUUCAUUCGACCGGCGGCGAAGUUCACAUGGAGCACCGACGCCGAACGACAUCGACGUUCGCGUUUCGAAGUCGUCAUCCUUUCGAAGUCAUUUCGUCCGGGAGUGCGCCCGCGUCCGGUCGCGAGUUUUUCGGAUAAAGUACACGCGUCUAUUGUAAUUGGAUAUAUCUGACUCGUGAAAUCGAAAAAAAAUGUGAUCGCGAUACGACACGCGGUGACCGCGGUGCGACGACCGGGCUCGAGUGCGGAAAAGUGUUUGUGUUGAAAAAUGACGCUCAUCGGCUGGACAUCGGUGAGGACAGUGUUACUGACGUCGUUGCUACUGACUUCCGCGGUGCUGGUGGUGUUGGCGCGCGCCGAGGAUGACGCGACCUUGGAGGACGACCUGGAAUCCCUUUCGGCGUCUAACGAGCGGCCGCGUCUUGAUACAGGUACGUUGACCACGAAUGUUGCCGCGCGCGGCGCAAAACGGCGUUGGAAGCGUGAGAAGAUCGAGGAUCGCCGGAAGUAUGACGCAUCGGUUGCAGAUCAUCGUCAAGGGCGCGCAUCUUUACAUGCAGAAUUGUUAUCGUCGAAAACUAAACGCGAGCAGGCGCUACGUAAUAUCCUGGCUGCCAGGAGGCGACAGAUCUUGAAUCAACGCUCACAUGAGCCAUCUCGGAUUUUUUUAAAUCGUACACCGCGACCCAAUACCACCUCGAAAGAUCCUCCGGAUAUUCUCGAAACCCAGGAGACCAAGCACAACAUUUACGUUACUAGCGCGCAAACCGAAGCGUCGGUGGACGAGAAGACUCCGCAAUCAUCGAGGAAGAACAGCGAGAAAAAAGCUGUUUCCGCGAUCGAUCUCGAUUCGACGGAACUUGAAGUCGAACAGCAGACGCCAAAGAUGACAAAAAGCGAAACUCCGUCCACGUCGACGACCGAGAAGUACGAGAGCGCCUCUUCAACGUCGUCUUUGAUCGUUACGACGUCGACUAUGUCCACUAAUCAAAAAUCAGGAGACGCGGACACGCGUAAGAAGAAUAUCGUGUCAAUGCCGGAAUCGCUGUACAAACACUUCCGGCCGGUGGAGAGUAACAUCCCGAUGGAAGAUAUGUCGCAGUUUUUGUAUUUUGGACAGAAACUUCAACCGGACGCGCAGAACGUCACCAGCCACAGUAACAACAAUUCCGUAGAGACGACAUCCACGGUACCGACCUCAUCGCGCCGAAGAUACUCUUCGAAGAGAUACAGCGCGAUGAUAGCCGCGCCGAUUGAGGAGAUCAUGAACGACGAGAUGAACAUUGCCUUGGAACGUCGGACGGUUGAGAAGAAUCAGGUUUCACGGAUCAAGAACACGUUUAGGAAUCCGGGUAGUGGAUUGUACUACCGGAAGCCGAGGCCCACGGCGGACGUUGUGUCCAACGUCAUCUCGAGCAAUGAGUCGAGCCCGGUAGAUAGCGGAUCGGAUACGAGGAGCGAGAUGAAUACGGUGGACGAUAAGCUCCGUCGUAGCGAUCCGUCCAUUAAUACAGGAGCUCGGGUCCCGCGAGAGAGAGGAAACGGCGCUAUCCACGUGGUCAAGGCGAGCACGACGACCCAGAUACCGCAACAACGUCAUGACGACGCCGAAGCGAGCGUCGCGGAGAGUGAAAUCAAUGUGAAAUUCGCGAACGAAACUGUCGCGGCCACGAACGGCGUCAUUGCCGUGAGUCUCGAGAAAAUGACGAACGAUUUCGCGAAGGACGACGAUGAGAAGAAAGUCGUCGAAGCACAAAUGGAAACGACAAGCGCCGUGAAAUCGGAGGACAAACUAACGAAUGUCGUCGAGAAAGUAAUCUCUCCGUCGCCGGCGAGAACGAAUUCGAGGUCCCGCGACAUCAACAAUAUCGAGGCAUCUUCGCCAAGAACGGAAUCGUCGACGCUGCGAAUCGUGGUGCCGGAUGACAGCUUCGGGCUCUCGAGUUUCGCGAUCGAGAGCGAGCGGGCGCAACGAAAUACCGUUAAACAGCAACCGGUCCUCGCGGAUCGACCGGUUCGCGUGUCGGUCAAUGACGAUACCGCUUCGAAAUCGACGCCAUUGUCGACGUCCUCGACAUCGUCGACGACGGAGUCGUCCGCACCUGUUGUCGUCGUCGACUCGAGUCAGCAGCAGCCGCAGCAGCAACACGUGUACGCUUACACGAUAACGAACGUGACGCGAUUGUUGCGCAACUACACCGGGCCCGGGUUAAACGGUGAGGAGAGGCGAGGAGGAGGGGAAGAAGAAGGUGGUGGUGCCGCCGGUCCUGGUAGCGGUGCAGAGAUAACGAGCGAUGGACCGUCUCAGCAGCAGCAACCGCCGCCGCCGCCGCCGCUGCCGCCGUCUUCUCCUCUUCUGCUUCCUCGUGUCGGCGCAGCCAGUAUAGAACUGGCGCGAACGCCGGCGGGACUCAGUACCGGCGCGACCGUCGAGCCAGCCGUAGCUGUUGAAUCAUCGCCCGGUGUUGUUGUCGAUACCUUGGUGGGGGAACGACCGAGGAAAGUCAUCCCGCAACAGCAGCAACGCGCUUACAGUCAACGAGCGAUCUGGUCCUCGCCGCAUCCAGCUGCAAACGAUAGCGUUAUCUCGACAACGAGACCCGUAAAGUCGCCCGAGACCGGGAAGAGGGGACUGGUCAGGUGGAACCAGGUCAAGUCGCGCACCAGCGAGCAAGAGGGUGCUAAUGACCGGAGAUUCUUGAGGAAGAGCGCGAGCGCGGUGCUGAAUCAGAGAACGACUGUUAAUGAAGAGUCUUCGUCCCUGGUGACAAGCAAGGGUCGUAGGGUAUCAUCUUCUGAGAGCGGCUUGUCCACAAGGAAUGAUAGCAGGACAAACUCCAGUAAUCAAGAGAAGAUCGAGAAUGCUACAGAAGAUUUAACGGUGGACGAAACGGUUACGAGUCGCGGCAACGAUUCGGAUGAUGAAGUGUUGGGUUCUCCUCGGGAAAUCGCGCGUGUCAGCGGCAGGGUGAACGAAGUGCCGGCUGACGGAAGCUCGCCGGAAGCCACGGUCAUGGGCAACUUAAGUCGAAAUUCAAGCGCAACCGAUGAGACGAUGAACGCGACCGAUCCGUCCGUUCUCGUCGACGCGAUCGCGAUGACGGAAGCGGAUAAGUCCGAUGUUCUUGCAGGGGAUGUCGUUAGCACGCCGAGUGUGAACGACGAAGACAAUAUCGGGAGUGAAGAUUAUCAGAGUGUCGUGAUGUCGAACAAGAGCAACGACAGUGACGCGAACGUAACGACAGACAGUGUUGUUGCGACGACCGUGAUAGUGACCGAGCGAAUCGAUGAAACGGUCACGAAGACGACGACAACGACGACGACAACUACAACGCCGGCGGCACCGGUUUUCCCGGUCACUCCUAGGAUAUUAACGGAAGGGGAGAGGACCACGGUGCAUCCGAAAGCUUUUAUGGACGCCAGAACGAAGGCGCCGGAAGCGAGUAAUCUGGACCCCUCGGAAAUCCAGAAGAGAUACCGGGCCAAAGACGCGACGACAUCAACGACGACGACGACGACAAUGUUUUCGCCGAUUCAGAAUGACACUCGUUCUGUGGACGAUGCUCCAAGCAGAAAAUCGGAGGUCUUAUCUACGUCGUCGACGCCUGCAGACAACGAAAAACGCAUGUCAGGUGAGAGAUCGCCGGAGGUCCGUGCGCGUAAUCUAUCGGACAAAUCGAAGGAUAAGGACGAUGUGUUGCCGAUCAUGCAUCUAUACAACACGUCGGACAUCUUUAACGGCAGCAGACCGGUGGAAGGAUUUGUUCGCGGUACGGAACGGACGCGAGUGGUACUUCCGGUGGAUCUUAAACCGCAGGACGAAAAGAGUUCUGCGAGGACGACGAUAACGACGACGACGACAACGACAGAGAAGACGAAUCAGUCGACCACAUUUGUCACUAGCACGACGGAAAUCAGUGGAAGUACAUCAACCACUAUUCCAGUUCCGAAACUUAGAGAGCCUACCACAAGUACGACGGGCUCGCGGAAAGAUAAACACGAGGAGAAUCGCGGCUCCCAGGACACUACCGUCCCUCCAGUCACGUCUAGAGGAUCUUCCUUCGCGGUCAACAGGACGAGGUAUAGGCCCACCUAUCAUCACUCGAUUCUGCCGGAAUACAACGGCACGAUAUACCAUCCCGCCGAGCUCAACAGGACGUUCUUCGAAGUCGGCGGACCGAUCUCGGUGAGCCCGCGGGAGCCGAUGAACAUCAGUGACGUGAUAUCGAAGCGGCACGAUGGCAACGCGAUCGCCACUCAGGAGACGGUUGCCGUGGUCAGCUAUAUCCUGGCCACCCUCGUUGUCUUUCCUAUUGCCGUCGGUUUCGGGCUCAUUCUCAGAAGACUGAUACUUAGGAAUCGUAAGGUGCUCGAAGAGUCGGACACGUCAUCGGAGAUAAGCUGCAGGAAGGACGCUCUUAAUCUCGAAAACGGCGACUUCAAGACCUCCAUCGAGAAAGCGAUCACGAAGCUACCGAGGAUACAACACUUGUGUCACGAAGCUGAGAAAUCGCCGCCUCCGCCGUCUCAAGAAUCCAGAUGGGAGUUUCCUAGAGAUAAGCUUAGGUUACAGACAGUUCUCGGACAAGGAAACUUCGGUCAGGUGUGGAAAGCCGAAGCCGAUGAUUUGACAGGUCAUCAGGGCACGACUCGACUAGUGGCGGUGAAAACCAUCAAAGAAGGUGCUUCCGAUCGUGAAAAGGAAGACUUGGAUCGAGAACUUGAAAUUAUGAAACAAUUAGGCAGUCAUCCGAACGUCGUAACACUUUUGGGCUGUUGCACCGAGGAAGAGCCUCAUUAUCUCAUACUCGAGUACGUCAUGUACGGUAAACUGCUCGCAUAUCUGCGUGAUCACCGCACGAGACAGUACUUCUACAACUUUAGCGAGGACUCAGCAGCCUUGACAUCCAGAGAUCUCACGGUUUUCGGAUAUUGCGUGGCUAGAGGCAUGGAAUAUCUCGCGUCAAAGAAGAUCAUCCACCGCGAUCUCGCCGCCCGAAAUGUCCUCGUGGAUCACAACAAGCUGUGCAAGAUUGCCGACUUCGGCAUGUCGAGGUUUGCCAACGAAGACGGCGAGGUGAUCGAGACUAGGCACGGGAGGAACGCCUUGCCGAUUCGAUGGAUGGCCCCUGAAUCAUUGAUCUAUUCUCUUUUUACGACGAAGACCGAUGUCUGGAGUUUCGGGAUUCUGAUGUGGGAAAUCGUCACUCUAGGUUCAACACCGUACCCGGAUAUGACGGCGCGGGAAGUCAUGCGGAACGUGCACAACGGUUAUCGUCUAGAGAGGCCUUCGCACUGUCGAAGCGAGCUCUUCAGGGUGAUAUCCCGAUGUUGGCACGCCGAUCCUGACCGCAGGCCGGAAUUCCAGACCCUACGCAGGGAUCUCGCUCAGCUACUGGAGGACAACAUGAACGGACACUACGUGGACCUUGAGAGUUUCGCUUCCGAGUGCACUGACUAAGAUAGAGAGAAAGAAAGAAGGCGGAAAAAAUCGGGCACGUUGAAUUAAUCAAAUUCUAAGAAAUUUGAAAUGUCUUAUCUUCGACUUUUAAAAUUUAUCGAAAUUUUGUACGAGAUGUAUUCGUAUAGUUAAGUGCGUUAAAUAAUUGAAAUACGUUUAGAGGAAAUUUUCAAACUGCUAGUUGAGGAAUGACGGAAGAUAAAAUAUCAGUUAAAUUGAAUGAUUCGUCGACAUGCGUGUAAGAAUGGCAGUCCGUCCACAAAUUUCUAAAUUCCAGUAUGUUUGCAUGAGUCUCGAUGUCGCUGUGCAUUUAUAAAGUGUCAUGGUGCGACGCACGGUAUAUUAUGUAUUUAGAAAUGAAUCUUUCUUGUUAGAUGCUUCUACGAAACAUUGAAGCAUACGUAUAAUUAACGAUGCUACUUUCCUCUGGCUGAAGCACAAGUAGGAUGCAGAACGCAAAACAUUGUAAUAUGCGUGAUGCUGUGAUAAAUGACGAAAAUAAAAAAAAAAUCAUAAUCAACAUAUUAAAGCGCAACGGGAGUUUAUAAAAACCGCAAGGUGUGUAAGUAUUUUAUUUAGUAUAGUAUUGCGUAAAUAGUAUCCUUAAUUAGUUACACGCGUCAUUUGUCAAUUCUUCGAUAUAUUUGUAUCUUUUUAAUUUUAUUUAUAAAUGAAAAAUGUUCUAUUGAACGAAAAUAAUCAGUGCACACAUGUAUUCGCACACAUUUUGAAAGAGAUUAUGCUCUAUUGCGUAAUAUUCAAUAUAAAUUAUUUUCCAAUCUUAUCAUAGGGAAAAAAAUUCGAAUGUUGUUCGUAAAAUAAUAGCGGAUAUUAUUUUUUAUAUAUGUCUGCCUUGAUAUUUAUUUGUUAUUCCGAACCAUGAUUAUUCAUUUAAAAUGUACGAAGAAAAAUGCAGUUUACAGAAAAACUUAAUUCUCCUUGUUACAUUUUGAAAACACAACGAGAUUCAAUUCUGCGUCGUAACAUUUGUAUAUAUUGUAUUCCUCGCGCUAUUAUAUAUGUAUUACAUAGAUAUAUAAAUACAAACAUUAUAUAUUCGCCGGGAAUCAAAAAGGAUGUCGAACCGCAUCAUAUCGUUGUAACAAUGUAAUAAUAAUUAUCACUAUUAAUCGUUGUUAAAGGUAUAUAUAUCUUACGUUUCCAAUCGCGCCCGGCGUGUUUAUUCUUAAUCAUUCUAGUCUUUCGCGACGCGUUCUGGGGCGGCGAUUGGUUAUUGAUUAUAUCGCACGCCAUUAUUUUUAUUCUCCGCUUCGAUGAACGGUGCGAAUUCGCUCAAAAAAUUAUGAUACCAGCGAUAUAUUAUAAAAUAUUUUGCAGCCGCUUUAGAGAACCGAUUAAAGCCCCACCACUGUCAGUUGAUUAUUUUAUUAGCUAUUUUUAUUUUACUGUCUCUUUUCUACGAUGUCGUUUCUACUUUUUGAAACGUCUCGUCUGUCGUUAUUACUCGGGAUCAUCGUUUUCGAGUAUAUUGCAUUUUAGGCGUUACUCUCACGAAAAAAUGAUUGCGACCAACAACACUGUAUGUAGACUCGAUUGUAUUAAGAACUUUUGUCAGUAAACGUUGUGAGAAAAUUUCAAUCGCGUACAUAUUUCAUUGAUUAAAUCGAAUUUGUGUGGGAGUUUAGCGUAUAAUAACUUACGCAGACGCUCGUCUUUUAAAACAUGACAAAGGUAUGAUAUAAAU